CCAUCUUCUUCUUCAAUCUUCCCCACACAACUCUAAAAGAGCUUCCUGACUUAUCCUCUGAAAUCGGUCAAAUGGAAUCGAACACGACCCAGAACGGAUUCGAAGCUGUGGAAUCGAAGACAAUCGAAAACGGAUCCGAACUCGAACUCACGGAGUUCGAGAAAACCCAGAAGAAGUACCACGAUUUCAUCGCCGCGCUUCCAAAGAGCAAAGGCUGGAGACCCAACGAGAUCUUAACCCAAUACGGCGGACACUGGUGGCAAGAAUGUCUCCUCGAAGGUCUUCUUCACGCCAAAGACCAUUUUCAAGCACGACCCACUGAUUUCCUCGUCUGUAGCUACCCGAAAACCGGUACGACUUGGCUCAAAGCCUUAACUUACGCUAUAGUCAAUCGAUCCCGAUUCGACGACGCCACGAACCCACUCCUCAAACGAAACCCUCACGAGUUCGUGCCUUACGUCGAGAUCGAUUUCGCGUUUUACCCAGCCGUCGAUGUCCUUCAGGACAGAAAGAACCCUCUUUUCUCUACCCAUAUCCCUAACGGGUCAUUACCCGAUUCGAUUGUGAAUUCGGGUUGCAAGAUGGUUUACAUAUGGAGAGACCCCAAGGACACUUUCAUCUCCAUGUGGACUUUCCUCCACAAGGAGAAGUCUCAAGAGGGUCAAUUAGCGAGUCUCGAGGAGUCUUUUGAUAUGUUUUGCAAAGGUUUAUCUGUGUACGGUCCUUAUCUGGAUCAUGUUUUAGGUUAUUGGAAGGCUUACCAAGAGAACCCAGAUCGGAUUCUGUUCCUUAAGUACGAGACUAUGAGAGCUAAUCCUUUGCCAUUUGUGAAGAGAUUGGCUGAGUUCAUGGGGUAUGGAUUCACGGCAGAGGAAGAGGAGAAAGGUGUUGCUGAGAAAGUUGUGAGUCUUUGCAGCUUUGAGACGUUGAAGAAUCUUGAAGCUAACAAAGGGGAUAAGGAGAGAGAGGAUCGUCCUGCGGUUUAUGCGAAUAGCGCGUAUUUCAGGAAAGGAAAAGUUGGAGAUUGGGCGAAUUAUCUGACUCCAGAGAUGGCUGUUCGUAUCGAUGGGCUAGUGGAAGAGAAAUUCAAAGAUACUGGCUUGCUUCAACAUGAUUACUGAAAUGCGUUUUAGUUGAUUGAUUUCUUUAUGGUCCUUUUUGUUAGUUGGCGCGAAACAGAGGAUGCUCUGUUUUGUCUGUUUGGUUCUGUAUUUGUCAUUUAUUGUCUGUAAUCUGUAUCACCUUAUUAUAUAACAAGAGAAAGAUCUUUGAUUUAUGAUCCUAAA
Eutrema salsugineum is the source of this 1286-nucleotide messenger RNA. Its product is annotated as cytosolic sulfotransferase 16. Bases 72 to 1121 code for a protein of 349 amino acids. Gene Ontology annotation, molecular function: aromatic desulfoglucosinolate sulfotransferase activity. Lineage: Eukaryota; Viridiplantae; Streptophyta; Magnoliopsida; Brassicales; Brassicaceae. The transcript has a single exon. The record is from RefSeq and is a predicted model, not a curated record. Gene Ontology annotation, biological process: sulfation. Gene Ontology annotation, cellular component: cytoplasm.